This is a messenger RNA of Melanotaenia boesemani (Boeseman's rainbowfish), 6620 nucleotides long. It is a transcript of the gene kremen1, whose product is annotated as kringle containing transmembrane protein 1. Gene Ontology annotation, cellular component: plasma membrane. The coding region runs from base 225 to 1652 and encodes 475 amino acids. Lineage: Eukaryota; Metazoa; Chordata; Actinopteri; Atheriniformes; Melanotaeniidae. Gene Ontology annotation, biological process: multicellular organism development. The transcript is spliced from 9 exons. The record is from RefSeq and is a predicted model, not a curated record.
UUGUGGUGUCAGUGUUGUUGUAGCUAUAGGACCUACCUUGAAGUUCAGGGACUUUUUAUAUAAACGCCGGGGCCAAAGCCGCACAGACUCGUGCACAGACCCAGACAGUCAGACACCCAACCAGUCCGUCAGUCAGUCAGUUAGUCAGUCAGUCCAGAAACCCGCCGGUCUGCGCAUCAGGCUGCCCUUCACCUGAGAGAGGGACACUAGACUUUCCCUACACGAUGGAUUCCUGGACCGUCACAUCUGCGCUUCUUCUCGCUGGUUUUAUUUCUUCAGCAGCUUUUAGUCAUUUUGACACCGAGUGUUACACUGCCAACGGUGAGGACUACAGGGGCUUCCAGAACCAGACCAACCUGCAUGGUGGCAAACCCUGCCUCUUCUGGAAUGAGACUUUCCAUCAUCCUUAUAACACACUAAAAUAUCCAAAUGGAGAAGGAGGUCUAGGAAGCCACAACUACUGCAGGAACCCUGAUGGGGACGUUCAGCCGUGGUGCUACAUUGCUGAUCAUGAAGACGGAAUCUACUGGAAAUACUGCGACAUCCCUUCAUGCCAGAUGCCAGGGACCCUGGGCUGCUUCAGAGACAGUGGUGACCCCCCAACACUUUCUGGUCCCAGCGAGACCUCCAACAAGCUAACGAUUCAGAAUUGUAUCAGCUUCUGUAGAAAGCAGAGAUACAAGCUUGCCGGUAUGGAGUCAGGAUAUGCCUGUUUCUGUGGCAACGAAGUGGACCUGCAAGACCGCGAGGAGUCGCCUAGCAUGGAGUGUAACCAUGCUUGCUUCGGUGACCAGGCGCAGCCCUGUGGAGGAGACGGCUGGGUCAUCGUGUUCGACACCCGAGUGGGGGCCUGUGGGGGGAACUACACCGAUCCAUCUGGAGUCAUCUACUCCCCUGAUUUCCCCGACAAAUAUGGGGCCAGCCGUGUCUGCUACUGGACCAUCCAGGUUCCCGGAUCCUCAGCCAUCGUCUUCAACUUCACCUUCUUUGACAUCUCCGACCAGACCGACAUGGUGGAGCUACUAGAUGGUUACACCAACCAAGUGGUGGCCCGCUUCGACUGGCGCAGCCCCCCACGGGAGCUGGUGAACAUCACAGGAGACUUUGUCAUUCUGUACUUCUACUCAGACCGCACAAACCAGGCCCAGGGCUUUGCUCUUCUCUACCAAGCAGCUCUUAGAAGCCAAGCUGGCACAACAGUGGAUGCUAAAAGUGACAAUCAGGAAGAAAGAGAGGACGUCAUGAGCACAGCGAGGCCACAGCUGGCCAGCGGUGUCACUGAGAGAUCCAACAGCACAUCUAAUGGCCGUUCCUCGCAGAUACUCUAUGUGAUCACAUCCAGCCCUGGUAAACCGGAGCACAACAUGCCAGUGUGGACCAUUUACGCUCUGGCUGCUCUCCUAAUACUGACUGUCAUAGCCAUGCUGGCAAAGUUGCUCCUGCACAUCACAGUAAAGUCCCCGAGCAUCCCGACUGUCAGUGGUUCAGACAGCUGCAGCCAGAGCACAGUGUCCUCUGAGCCGUGGAUCAUCCUCUACAGACCCUCCACGAUCUCCCUCUUCAAGAAAAAGCUUAAGAACCACCACGGUGACCUCAGCCCCCUAGUGGGCAACUACUCUCUCAGAAAAAAGAGUAGCCAAUUAUGCCUUUAGGGGUACAAGGGCUUAUUAUGGGGGUGGUACCUUCAAAGUUUGUGCUUUUGUACCCUCAACAGCGGGUACUUGUUUGUACCCUUAUCGUUUGUACUUUAUGGAGACCAGUGUAGAACCUCUGGUGGCAGCCUUGUACCUUUAUUUAAAAGGUACCCUUACAAAGGGUACAGAAUUGGCUUUUAGAAGGUACAGAAUAUAUAGUGUACAGAGAUUAUAUAUCUAUUCACACACAUUCAUACACACAUACACACUCAGGACAAAUAUAAGCAUCAAAAAGACUUUUUUUCAUUUACUUACAUAUAUUUUAUAUUUUUCACAUUUUAUUUUCAUGGCAUUUUUAGUAAAGUUGACUUUGACUUUGACUUAGACUUCGCCUGACCCCUAAUAUUAAACUGUGACCUGAACUAUUACCUACUGAGUGUCAUUUUCCUGACAGUUCAUCUCAUCUCCUGUUUUAAGAAAGUCCAUUCUGCACCCAAUUUGAGGCUGUGUGCAUUAAAGUGUCACAUGACAAAGAAACAAAUAUUUUACCACAGAGGAUCCACAUGUUGCCAAUGUGUAAAAUGUAAAUUGUUCUCCUUUUUUUGUUUGUUUUUUUUUCUUGCCAUAAUAGUUUAGUUGUCUCUGAAUGCAAUCCAGUCACUAAAGAUGCAUCUCUGACAGCAUAAUUGAAUUGUUGGCUAUUCAAACUUCAGACUUUGUAAAAUCUGCAUCAUAUAGAUUGUGAUCAUGAGCAUGGAUAAGUUCAAUGUUCUGAAUUAGUUUCAUCAAGGUGAAACUUUCCCUGAAGCAUAUCACUGGUGUGAUGGUGCAGCCCAUCUCAGUGCCAUAAACUUUCACAAUGUUUGGAGCUCUCCUGAUGAAGGUCUUUUUCAGCCUUUAUCAGUCAGCUGAAUAUUUUGAGGUUUCAGGAUUUCACUAUUUUAAAUCAAUAAGGGAAAAAGAAAGUCACUAAAUGAAGCAUUCUUACCAUGUGGAGAUAAAUACAGAGUGAAUAGACAUUAAAAGUGUGAAAGUAUACUUUUAAAACAUGUUUAUUUUUAUUCUCUUUUACAUUUCCUUUAAAAACUACUUCAGUCACUAGGUAUGUAAAAUUUGAAGAUUUACUUCAGAAAUAUAAAACGGUUAAGUCAAUACUUGCAGAAUAUAGAAUAUAUGAUGCUUUUUUAUCUGAAUUGGAAAAAUCAUGGUCUGCACACAUGAAUAAGCAAUAAGCGUGCCAAAGGGAGAAACAACACACUGUUUUAUAAACUGCUCCAUCUUUAUUUAAAUUGUUUCAAUGUUUUUGCCAUUGUAAGCAAGUGUGUAAAAGUAAGAUUCUCAUUGCACUUCUGGCUGAAGCAUGUAUACAGUCUCAGAGCAUCUAUCUGGUUGCAUCCUCUGUGUCCGUGUGAAGACUUCAAAUGAGUCUCAGUGGAUGGAUCACCCCUAAGAUCACUUGGUGCAUCAUGGAAGAAACAAAAACAAAGUCUGAGGGAAUAAUGUUCAUAAAAACACAAAUCUGUCUCAAGAAACGUACAGUAUUUACAGUGUUCUGUCAUUAAUGUGUAUUGAAUAUACAUUGCUUGACAGAGUUGACUUAACUGACCACAUGAUUAUAUAUAUAUGUAUAUAUAUAUAUAUAAACAGACCAAACAUUUGUUGUUAUUAAAAUUGACCUUACCAGCAACAAUGCACCUCUCAUUGUAGUUUCAGUGAUUUUUAAUGGACAUAUUGCCUGUUAUGAUAAUGAACAAUAUUUUAAUUUUAGUAAUUGUAUGUGACUGGUCUCAAGUAUUUUGUAUCGUAAACCAUGUCUAACACAAGACUUCAUAUUUAUGGGCAUUACCAGAGACAAAGACUAAAUAAAAAGAUAGUGCAGGCAGUAGUUACGCUGCAGUAGCUGCAACAUAAAGAUUGUAUGUGUUUAAAAUAAUUAAACCAAACACUGUGUCAUCUGCAACAUGAUCUAGAUUAAAAUUGUUUGAUUUUUUUAAAGUGGGAAAUACAGUUACUCAGUUCUAUAUUACUUGAUCCUCCGGUCACUUAUUUUAAACGACAAGCAUCAACUCUUGUUAGCUAGCAGCACCAUUUAAAUUUGAGAAUGGGAGAAAGGGGAGUUCAUUAAUGUGAGAUUAGCCAUUUGAUAUAAACAAAACAUCUUACAUUUCCAAAACUAAUCAAGUUUUAAAAAUAACUGUUCCUUAGAUAGUAGACUAAAACUAAUGGCAAGAUGCGAGAAGUAGAUGGUCUUUUUUUAAAAAAAAUCAUUGAGCAAUCAUUUGUUAAAAUCUACUUUGAAAGAAUUAGACUAUAAGACCUUUAAGACUAAAUCUGUUGUUGGUGUUUUGGGUUUGUUUUGGUUUGUCUUUUGGUUGUUUUUUGCUUUUGUUUUCUUGACACAAUUACUUUGAGGUACAGUAAUUAGUCUUAGAGGGUACACAUGUCCAGAUUGUACCGUAAGGAACGGAAAUGUACUUCUAUUUCUGAUGGUGUAGUGCUGUUGGCCUGCUUUACUGUUACAUGAAAGCUUUACUCCCAACAAUUACUCUGUUCAAGGGCCAUUUCAGUGGCUAAUGACAACUGACUCAAACAACUGACCUAAAACUGCCUUUAGGCCACAGUGACUAGACCCUCCCAUCGUGCUCAGCACCAAAGACGAAGGGUUAGGCUUGGACAGAAAAAGGGGAGAAGAUAGCAAAAGACUGGAUAGAUGGUGAUCUGCAGCUCUUAACAAACAUUACAAGGAUGCUUUUUACAUGCGAGGCCAUUUCCAUCACCCACAGCAGUCUCUACCAAUCCACAUACCUCCAGAAUCCCACCAGACUGCAGACUCACUGGUGAAAAUAUGAGACAGCCAAGUCCAGAAUAACCUUUAGCCAUCUUUAACUUUAACAUAUGGAUGAAAACUUGCAGCCAAAAGCCCGAAUCCCUCCCAUCCAAAGAUUUGUACAUGUAUGUAAUAUAAAUUGUGUAUGCAAAGUACAAAUGUUUCAGGUUUUUUUUUUGUUUUUUUUUUUUGUGUUUUAUCAUGACAAUGUAUUUUCUGAGGUGAGGGAUACAGAACGUGAAGACAUCACACCGAAGAUAGAUAUCACAGCACUUUGGGGAUGAGUCACUUUCCUCAAAAUGAAACAAUCAGAGGGAAAAGAGAACUUCCUCGCCCACUCACCGCUCAAGCAUUUGGGUGGAGAGGAGAAGUCUGCUUCAGUCAGGGGAGGGUGGGAAUGGGUGUAUGAGAAGGGUGGGGGGUGCAGACAAACUGCCAUUUAGGGAGGCUUGGGAGGAUCUGAGAGCUUUCUGGUCGGUUGUGGGUGGGAGUCUUUCCGGUUUGAUGGUGUUCAAGUGCCUUAAGGAUCUCCUCUUCCCUUGUUUCAGAUUCCUCACAUCUGUUUCUGUCAUAAAAUUGACUGGGGUUCAUCACAGACAUCAGCAUUAAGACAGACAUGAAGAGUUAGAUUUCUAAACAGAAUUUACACCAGUGACACGUAGAAAAUUAUGGCAGAUCUUCAACUCAAAUGAUUUUUUUAAGCAUAAUACGCUUCACUUAUACCACAUUUAUAUUACAUGACAGAAAUGUAAAGUAAAAACAACCAACAGGAAUACAACUCUCCAUUAUAUGUUAGUAAAAGCUUUAAAAUAUUUUCUUUUGUUGUUAUUUGUAUGAUUUUAUGUGUAGUCUUGGACAUUUACUGAACAUAUUGUUCACAUUAACCUUGUCUUUUGAUUACAGGAGGAGAAAGGGUUAAUAUUGUUGUAUAUUAUGUAAUUCUGUGUGGGAGUGAUGAUAUUUAUGACCGCUCUUUAAUUUUGUGCAUUAGCGAAGCGUUUAAGUGAUGCAUCUAAGUGCUUUUUUAACUUCCUCAUCAACUUACCUUAAAGGUGUAAUGCAUCUUCAGACCGCAGUGAAGUGUGUAAAGAUGCUGCAGACUCUCAAGUUUUUAUUUUUCACGCAGAUUUUUAGGACAAAAGGUUGAGCGCAAACAAUAUACCCAGACAGAGUUGUGGCCAAAAGCAGUCAUGGCACUGUCCACAACGUUUGCAGCUGUCACAGUUUUCUCUGCAGUGCUGUGACAUUUUAAAUACUUGUAAAAGGUCAGAAUCUACGAGUGUGCCAUCAGCAUAGCAAUUGGUUUCCUUUUGUGGGAUUGGAGACUUGAGGUGGUCUCUGCAGAUGAUCACCUUAGACAUUUUAUGCCCUUGCAGGGUAAUGAAAGAAGCUUAAAUGCACUUAAUGUCUCUUGGUACUUAUUCUCAUUUGCAUUCAGUUUCAGUGGAAUGAACUAAAAUCUACUCAUUAGUGACCUGAGCACUUGAAAAGAAAGGAUAUAUUGAAUCCAAAAAAUGUCUUUUUUUUAAGAAUCUGAUUUCUGAAUAUGAUUAGUCUUUGAUUCCUGAUCAAAAGUUUGUGAAAAUGUGACUUUGAGCUAAUUCUGUUCAUCUGUUCGAGCUGUAACUCAUAUUAAUUAUUGCAAGACAGGAGCGUAUGCCCUUGGGUCUGUGAUGUUCAGAGCAGACCAUGCAUGGAGAGGAGAGGGAGGAAGGAGAGCAUAGAUAGUAGAGGGAUGGGAAAUUAAUGUGCGUUCAAGUCAAACACAAGCUAACGAAAUCUGACAGUUAGAAUCUAACAAGGCCAUAUUUGUUUGGAUAGCCUGGUGAAUUAUGCAAACUCCCAUAUUCUGUCCUGUCCUCCAGUCAAUUGGAAAGUUCCACACUAUCUUCACAGCAGUGGAAACAGUCUUUUUUUCCAAAUUGUUGUGAAUGUCCUGAAGUGCUCGAUGACAUGAAAAUGACACCGGAAACCCUGUGGGAAAUCACCAUGAGUGGAGGGUCCAAAACUUGUAAAUUGCAAAAAUAGGAAAAAAUUUAAUUUAUACAGUAAAUUAUUCUUAUUUUGUAUGUGAAUGGGAUACAGUCUAUCUUUUGUAUAAGUGAAGUAUCUUUGUAGUUUUAUUUAAUGUGUCCUGCGAAAUAAACACUGUAUGCAUG